CGGGGGGAUGUGUCUCACCUCAGCCAGUGUCUCACCUCAGCCAUUGAAGAGCAGUCCUCACAGACGUCCUGCAGACCAGUCACACAGGAGUGCCAAGAAGGCGGAUUUCACUUAGAAGGAAGAAAAGUCUCUAGCGGCAUUGAACCGUCGGCUCAGAGUCAUCAGUGUUGAGUUUGGGUCUAGAACCCAAAUCACUGCUGCGUCCUCCCGAUGGCUGCUCCGACCUGCACCCGGUUCACCGACGAGCACCAGCUGUACGAAGAGCUUGGGAAGGGGGCCUUCUCAGUGGUCAGGCGCUGCAUGAAGAUCUCCAGCGGGCAGGAGUACGCCGCAAAGAUCAUCAACACCAAGAAGCUGUCUGCCAGGGAUCACCAGAAGCUUGAGAGAGAGGCCCGGAUCUGCCGCCUUCUGAAACACGCCAACAUCGUAAGACUCCACGACAGCAUAUCAGAGGAGGGCUUCCACUACCUGAUCUUUGAUUUAGUUACCGGAGGUGAGCUGUUUGAAGACAUCGUUGCUAGGGAGUACUACAGCGAAGCAGAUGCCAGCCACUGCAUCCAGCAGAUCCUGGAGGCCGUGCUGCACUGCCACCAGAUGGGCGUGGUCCACCGAGACCUUAAGCCGGAGAACCUGCUCCUGGCCAGCAAGCUGAAGGGAGCGGCGGUGAAGCUGGCCGACUUCGGCCUGGCCAUCGAGGUGCAGAGCGAGCAGCAGGCCUGGUUCGGGUUUGCUGGCACACCCGGGUAUCUUUCCCCAGAGGUGCUGAGGAAAGAUCCAUACGGGAAACCAGUGGACAUGUGGGCCUGCGGGGUGAUCCUGUACAUUCUGCUGGUUGGCUACCCCCCCUUCUGGGAUGAGGAUCAGCACAGACUCUACCAGCAGAUCAAGGCUGGAGCGUAUGAUUUCCCCUCUCCUGAGUGGGACACGGUGACCCCGGAGGCGAAGGAUCUGAUCAACAAGCUGCUGACCAUCAACCCGGGGAAGCGCGUCUGCGCCACGGACGCACUCAAACACCCCUGGAUCUGUCAACGCUCCACGGUGGCCUCCAUGAUGCACCGACAGGAGACCGUCGAAUGUCUGAAGAAGUUCAACGCCCGGAGAAAACUGAAGGGUGCCAUCCUGACCACCAUGUUGGCCACACGGAGCUUCCCAGCUACCAAGACCCUCCUGAACAAGAAGGCAGAGGGUGUCAAGGAGCCCCUAACCACCGUCAUCCAGCAGCCAGCUGACGGAGUCAAGGAGUCCAGUGAGAGCAGCAACACCACCCUGGAAGAUGAGGAUGUGAAAGCUCGUAAGCAGGAGAUCAUCAAAGCCACGGAGCAGCUGAUCGAGGCCAUUAACAACGGAGACUUUGAGGCGUACACAAAGAUCUGCGACCCGGGUCUGACUUCCUUUGAGCCGGAGGCCCUCGGGAACCUGGUGGAGGGAACCGACUUCCACCGCUUCUACUUUGAAAACGCUCUGUCCAAGGCCAGGAGCCCGGUCCACACCAUCCUGCUGAACCCCCACGUCCACCUGAUGGGGGAGGACGCCGCCUGCAUCGCCUACGUCCGUCUCACGCAGCACCUGGACCGGGGGGGCGUGCCGCGCACGGCGCAGGCCGAGGAGACGCGUGUCUGGCAGCGGCGCGACGGCCAGUGGCACAACAUCCACUUCCACCGCUCCGGGGCGCCCACCCUGCCCGCCCAGUGAGUGGAGCAGGCGGUCGUCUCCACCUUCUAGCUGCCCUUUGGCCCGCCCCCCGGCUUGGCCCCACCUCCCACCUUGCCCCCAGCCCUGAGUGUUGUUGCCAUGGCGCUGGGCGGGUCUGUGUAGGAGCCUUGUAGGCGCUAGCAGGUUAUCUUUUUGUGGGGCUUGGUCUCAUCCCAGGACGUUAGGAAGAGUUUCAGCAACUUGUUUUUUCAUGAAGUUUAGACGGUUUUCAAAUAGGCAGGGGAUAUCAAUAUGUUGGAGGUGUUUUAAACUUGAUUUAGAUAGUUUUUUGUGACAUUAUUAUAUAUUACCAAGUAAGAACUCAUUGCUACACAUGUUCUUGCUGUGGGUUUGCCUUUUCACCAUAAAGACCAAUAUAAGGUUUACCUUAAGGUUCAAAUAUCUAGUUUACUACGAGUUGAGGAAGUUUGUUACACUUUGUUGUUGUAGUGAUUAGUCUCUGGCUCGCCAUGUGGGGAUUAGAUCUUUAAAGACGUAGCUCUGGAUUCUACUAUUAAUGUCUGCAAGGUCAUGGAAAUAUCUGGAUCGAGAUCUUUUGAUGAUUAGAAGAUAUGAAACAUUAUUGAUACGUUCUUAUGUUCGAAGGCCAUCAGUCGAGUGGUGGAUCUUUGAAAAUAGCCAAUCAUAUUUCCAUAAGAAGCCAAGUGUGUGAAUUGAGUUUUUGUUGACUUUUAUAUCGUGAUUUAAGUGCAGUAGAAUGUCUAAAGGCCAAACCUGUGUGUGUGUGUGUGAUGCGUGCGUGCGUCCCUCGUUACUUUGUAUGAUCCAGUUAAUUUCGAGUAGGAAUUAAAUUUUAGGGUUAGUUUAGUGUCUGGACGGCGACCUUCGACCCCACGGUGACCUUCAACCCCACGCCCCUUCCCGUGGACGGUGACCUUCGACCCCACGUCCCUUCCCGUGGACGGUGACCUUCGACCCCACGUCCCUUCCAGUGGAUGGUGACCUUCGACCCCAUGCCCUACAUGUGUAUUGUUGGACUGAUCGAUGUUUAAGACGUAUUCAAUAAAAAGUGUGAUUUAUGCUGGAAGUCUUCUUUCUGG
This is a messenger RNA of Gadus chalcogrammus (walleye pollock), 2753 nucleotides long. Its product is annotated as calcium/calmodulin-dependent protein kinase type II delta chain-like. Gene Ontology annotation, cellular component: neuron projection; cytoplasm. The transcript has 19 exons. Gene Ontology annotation, molecular function: calmodulin binding; ATP binding; calcium/calmodulin-dependent protein kinase activity. Gene Ontology annotation, biological process: protein phosphorylation. The record is from RefSeq and is a predicted model, not a curated record. Bases 211 to 1692 code for a protein of 493 amino acids. NCBI's taxonomy places the organism in Eukaryota, Metazoa, Chordata, Actinopteri, Gadiformes, Gadidae.